Molecule: messenger RNA, 2267 nt
Organism: Oncorhynchus nerka (sockeye salmon)
Lineage: Eukaryota; Metazoa; Chordata; Actinopteri; Salmoniformes; Salmonidae
Product: germ cell-specific gene 1-like protein
Exons: 7
Coding region: 605-1726 (373 amino acids)
Cellular component (GO): plasma membrane
Source: RefSeq, a predicted model, not a curated record
GGGAGGGAGAGAGAAUGUGAGGGAUGGAUGGAUGGAUAGAUAUAGGGAGCAAAGAGAGAGAAAGUAACAGAUGGGCGCGUGAGGAUUAAGUCAAAUCUGGCUGUAUUUCUGUUAGAAACUCACCCAAGAAAGACGAGCGUGAGAGUGAGGGAGAAAAGGUGAAGAAAAUCAAUAUGGUAGAGAGGACAAAGGAGUGUAGAGGGUCGAUGUCUCUGAAGGCCUUAUAUGUUUCCUAAUCCCACUCCCCAAAACCAUCCCUCUGUCAAUCCCCCUCCCACUCCCAUUUCUCCACUCUAUAUCUCUCCAUUCCAUUUCCCUCAUUCUGCCGUGUCAUUGAGUCCCCCCCCCCACAGUUCCCUCCUCAGCAUUGUCAAUGCCCUCACUCUAGCUGGUCUCUCCUCAGUCCUCUGUCAUCCCUGCGUCCGUCCUCUAACCAGCACCCUCACCCUGUUUCACCAUCCUUCGUCUCAAGCUCCUCUUGAGACACCCCGUCUCUCCCCGUCUCUCGCUUCUCUUUCCAGCCUGUCUCCCACCUCCCUGUCUCUCUAUAGGAGGGGCAUCAUUUCUUCUCGCAGUGGCCCUCGCCCCACUCCCAUAAUCCGCCAUGCUGGAGAGCAUGUCACGAUGCAACCGCUCCCUGCUCUCCCUGUCCCUGACCUCGCUGGCCCUGGCACUGUCCAUCCUGGCCUUCUGCACCUCGUACUGGUGCGAGGGGACCCACAAGGUUGUCAAGCCCCUCUGCCUCUCCCCGGUCAAGUUGAAGAACUGCGGGCAGAACAACAGCCAGCCCUACACCACAGAGAGUCCCACUCUGGACCCCAAGAAGCCGGCAAACAACGUCACCUUGUCGCCCCAGGAAAAGGAAGAGCAGGCGAGGCGUCGGAAAAAGGCCCUCGCCAACGCGGUGCACUACAUCUGGGAGACGGGCGAGGACAAGUACAUGCUGCGCUACUUCCACACAGGUUUCUGGUUGUCCUGCGAGGCACACAAUGAGGAGGAGAGGUGCCGAAGCUUCAUUGAAUUGACUCCAGGAGAGACGCAAGGGGUGCUGUGGCUGUCAGUAGUAUCAGAGUUUGCGUACAUAGGCCUGUUGGCCAUGGGCUUUCUCCUCAUGUGGGUGGAGGUGCUGUGUCUCUGUGCCCGUAAGGAGAUGUACGCUCUCAAGAUCAACGCAUUUGCCGCUAUAUGCACGGUCCUUUCAGGUCUGAUGGGAAUGGUGGCUCAUAUGAUGUACACCACAGUGUUCCAGUUGACUGUGAGCAUUGGGCCAAAAGAUUGGAGACCACAAACCUGGGACUACGGCUGGUCAUUUGCUCUGGCCUGGAUCUCCUUCAGCUGCUGCAUGGCGGCGGCUGUCUUCACCCUCAACUCCUACACCAAGACGCUGAUAGAGAUGAAGCACCGCGCCCGUGUUCGUCUGGAGGAGGCCCGGGCGGCCAUCCAGGCACCCUCCUAUGACGAGGUGCUGCAGGCGGACGGGGGCAUCUACUCAGUCAGCAGCCUGCUCCAGCACUGCAAUCAGGGGGCGUUGAACGACCCCAUGUGUGGGGGAAGGGGGCCGCUGGUGGGCCCGGGGGUUCCAGACCCCAGAGGGCUGGUAGUGAUGGCUGGUGGCUGUGGGACAGAGGGGUGCGAGGACUGCGAGAGGGAGAUGGACGAGAUUGAGGACGCCCUAGACAGGGAAGAGAGGGAGGAGAUGGAGAGAGAGGACUGUGAGAGGUGCUGAGGGAAGGGAGGAGGAGGCGUUAAAAAGAGGUUCUGGCCAUCUGAAACUUUUUUUCUUUUUUUUAACUGUGAAAUGGACUGGUCUUGAUUUCAGUCAUUUCAGUGAUAACUAUUUCAGUACCUCCAUCCAUGCAUUAAAUCUGAGUAGCUAAAGCUCUGUAAAACCAAACACAGAGAGUGAAAUGUAUUGUCCGGGUAGAGGUCAAUAUAGACAAUCACUAAGAAAUGCCUGGCAUUGGCCACAUUUAACAUGUAUAAUAUAGCUCACUUUUAUUCUAUGUCUUUAUGUUAACCCUGUUAUUACUAUCCUGAUAUUGAUCGUAACUGUUCAUCAUUGGCGGCAGCGUAGCCUAGUGGUUAGAGUGUUGGACUAGUAACCGAAAGGUUGCAAGAUUGAAUCCCCGAGCUGACAAAGGUACACAAUCUGUCGUUCUGCCCCUGAACAAGGCAGUUAAACCACUGUUCCUAGGCCGUCAUUGAAAAUUAGAAUUGGUUCUUAACUGACUUGCCUAGUUAAAUAAAGGUAAAAUAAAUCAAAAUCA